AUGGCAACAUCAAAUAAAAAACCAUCAGCAUCACAUGAUGCCAGUACAGAUACUGAUGAUGAUAUACAAUAUGAUUCUGAUUCACCAAAAGACGAAACCAAUAAUACGAAUGACAUAUCAUCAUCAACAAACUUAUCUUCGAAGCAUCGAGGAACCAAACGUAUGAAUAAUAAAAUGAAACCUUGUCUUGUACAUAGAACAUCAACAAGUGAUGAAGAAUUACAAAAUCAUUUAAUAUCACGUAUAAAUGAACAACCAACACAUGGAAUUCUUAAAGUUCCCAGUGGUUCAACAAGUCCUGAAUUACAAAUUCCACCUCAUCCUAUAAAACCUCAUAAAUUACGUGCAAGAUCAAAAUCUGUAUCACCUACACCACAUGAUUCAUCAUCUAUUAUUAUUGGUGCUCCAACUAAUCAUCAUUAUCAUUCUCGUAAUCGACAUAAAGCUGUGCAAUCAUUUAAUGUUACUGUUGAUGUUCAUCAUAAGGAAGAAAAUCGACCAAGUCCAAAUCGAACUAUAGUUAAUAGAAAAAAUCAAGAGCAAACAAUUGUUUCAACAACAACAACAACAAUAGCAACAAAUAAUCCGGAUCGUGUCACACUUGUUGUUGAUGAAACAAGAUUUGUUAUUGAUCCACAAUUAUUUCGUGCACAUACAAAUACAAUGCUUGGUAGAAUGUUUAGUUCAUCAUGGGAAACAUCACUUGUACCGAAUGAACGAGGAGAAUAUGAAAUAGCUAAUGGAAUAUCUGCAACAAUAUUUCGAGCUUUAUUAGAUUUCUAUAGUGUUGGAACAAUACGUUGUCCACCGUCAGUUAGUAUUCAAGAUCUUCGUGAAGCUUGUGAUUAUUUUCUUAUACCAUUUGAUCAAAUAACAAUUCAAUGUCAAGAUUUAUGUGGUUUAUUACAUGAAUUAUCAAAUGAUGGUGCAAAACGACAAUUUGAAAUAUUUCUUGAAAAAGAUAUUUUUCCUGUUCUUGUUGAAUCUGCUCAACGUGGAGAUCGUGAAUGCCAAAUAGUGAUUUUAUGUGAUGAUGAUUUAAUUGAAUGGGAUGAUGAUUAUCCACCACAACUUGGUCAAGAAGAAGAUAAAGCUCAAAUUAUACGUUCGACGGCAAUGUAUCGAUUUUUUAAAUAUAUUGAAAAUCGUGAAGUUGCAAAAUUAGUUUUAAAAGAUCGUGGUUUAAAAAAAAUUCGUAUGGGUAUUGAAGGUUAUCCAACACAUAAAGAAAAAGUUCGUUGUCGUCCCCGUGCAAGACCAGAAGCGAUUUAUAGUUAUAUUCAAAGACCAUUUCUUCGUAUGUCAUGGGAAAAAGAAGAAGCGAAAUCACGUCAUGUUGAUUUUCAAUGUGUUCGAAGUCGUUCAGUGAACAGUCUGUUUGAUUCUAAUGAUGAUAAUUCAAACAACGGUCUACUUUUACCAUUUCUUGAAGCAGCUCAGAAUCAAAUGAUCCCACCACCACCAUCACCAAGAGAACUUUUUCCGGCUUUACCACCAUUCUCAUCAUCUGGAAUAAUGGGUGAUACAUCCUAUAAUGAUUAA
Rotaria sp. Silwood2 is the source of this 1542-nucleotide messenger RNA. The record is from the annotation of a GenBank genome assembly. Lineage: Eukaryota; Metazoa; Rotifera; Eurotatoria; Philodinida; Philodinidae.